Molecule: messenger RNA, 1295 nt
Organism: Sorghum bicolor (sorghum)
Lineage: Eukaryota; Viridiplantae; Streptophyta; Magnoliopsida; Poales; Poaceae
Product: protein Mpv17
Exons: 6
Coding region: 136-861 (241 amino acids)
Cellular component (GO): cytoplasm; membrane
Source: RefSeq, a predicted model, not a curated record
CGGAGGAUUCGGAGCCUUUCGACAGUAUCGGAGCCUCCCCUCCUCAAGCGCAGCAGCUCCGCGCUCUGCCUCAGCCUUCGAUUCGAGCGGUCAGUACUCAGCACCCUCUCCCGCCGCCGCCGCCGCGGCGCCAACAUGAAGGCCAUAGGGAACGGCGGGGAGUGGUGGUGGAACCUCCCGUCUCUCCGCCGCAAGUCCGACUCCCGCCGCCGCGGCCGCCGCAACACGGACCCCCGCGGCCGCCGCCGCGGUCCCCCACGGGAGCCGCUCUCGUCGUCCUCCUCCUCCUCGGAGUCCAUCGAGCAGGGCCGCGGCUGGCCCAUCGAAUUCCCCUUCAGGCAGGCUGUCACGGCGGCCUCUCUCACCUUCACCGGCGACACCAUCGCGCAAGUCCGCAGCCGCAUCGUCGACCGCCGAAGAUGCUGUGCCGAUUCCGACACUAAGGAACUCAUACCAGACAUAUUGCUGAACCAUGAUUGGAUUCGUGCACUUCGUAUGGCUUCCUAUGGAUUUCUUCUUUAUGGUCCAGGUUCAUACGCAUGGUAUCAGCUCCUUGAUCGGUGCAUGCCCAAGCAGACGUUUGUAAAUUUGUCUGCUAAGGUCAUCUUGAACCAGAUCGUGCUUGGUCCUUGUGUUAUUGCUGUAAUUUUUGCUUGGAACAACUUGUGGUUGGGGAAACUUUCAGAACUCCCAGCCAAAUAUCAAAAUGAUGCCCUUCCUACGCUUCUAUAUGGGUUUAAGUUUUGGAUUCCUGUAUCAAUUGUCAACUUUUGGGUGAUUCCUUUGCCUGCUCGUGUCGCCUUCAUGUCCUCUUGUUCCAUUUUUUGGAACUUUUAUCUGUCGACCACGAUGAGCAAAUGAAACCUCCAGUUGUCAGAGCUGCCUACCUAUCUGGAACUUUCCGCUGAACAAUCUGACAUGGACCCUGAUACUCAUACUCUGAUAGGGGUGCAAAAUUUAUGAAAUUUUGCUCAGGUUGGAUGGAUUCGCUAAACAGAGGAGCAUCUGAAUGAGUUAGUUCAUCAGGCACAACAGUGUUGUAAGGUCUGUCCUUGGACAGUCCUAGUGGUGUAGUGACAUUAAACUGUGAGGCCUUACUCAGAUGUUGUUGACCAUAAGGUCAAUGGAGGGUGUGCGGUUUUGUCUAAUCGUGAAUGGAGCAUUUGGCUCCAAUUUGACUUCGAAAAUGGAGUUGAGUUUGUUACGUGGGAUGUGUAUUGUGCUAUUGUAUUAGCAAACUUAUCGGUUUCCCUGACCAGACCAACUAUCAUGGAAUCAAAGACAGUUGAACUGAA